AUGAUUGAAGAAGCUUUCCCACCUUUACCAUCUCCUGCUGCGACAGCUCAAGAAACGGACAGAGCCGGUACCAUGUUUUCCCCGCUGGCUGACGUUCCUGUCGCUGCAGCACCACCAGUCAUUACUAUCCAUAAGGGCGGAGAUCUGGUUAUUAUCUGUGAAACUGCGCCUUAUAAUUCAUUACCUGAGAAAACAAGGCAUAUGUUUCGACUCUCUAGCCUGGAAAUCACGAGAGCUAGCGAAUAUUUCAAGGCCCUGCUAGACCCAGCCAAAUUCCAGGAAGGCCGAUCGCUUCUGCAGAGCUAUGAACAAAUGGAGACCCAAUACGGGUCAAGGGAGUUGGCUUUAAAGAACAUGAAAGUAGGCGAGCUGCUCCAUAUCAAAAUCGAGCUCCCCCCACUGUCGACCAAAAUCAACCUACGGGAGACUUUGGCAUUACCCAAUGGGCUCAAGGAGUUCACCGUUAACACUAUUUCUACACUGGCUAGUGUGCUCGUUCUUUCGGAUAGGUUUCUCUCAAAUGAUACCAUAAGAUGUGCUUUCAGGUUUGUUUCACGGGAACAUGUAGGACCAUUCAGCUAUUCAAGCAUCAUAGCCAGACUACAGCGUUGUGAAAGUGGAGAUGAAGAAUGCAUUAGACAGGGAAUCUUCUCAGCACAUUUCCUUAACGAGCUAUUAGCCUUCUCCAGACUGACGCAGUCGCUAAUUCUUCAGGGUUCCGUGAACUGGAUGGCAGAAAAGCCUGGUGGCACGUCUGGACUUGACAAACCACUAUGGUGGCACUUGCCAGGAGGCAUAGAAGAAGAACUCCAAUUUCGGCAUGACACUAUAAUCGACACCAUCAGUGAGAUACAGAAUCAUUUUCUUGUCGCCUAUGGAGCAGUUAAUCCAUAUCAGGCACUACAAUAUUCUUCUCUCUUUGAUCAGCCGAAGAGACAAUUACAGUGCCGCCGUGCGUUGGAAAACUCUGAAGCAUGCGAUUCUUUCCAAUUGGGCGAGAUGAUCCGUUAUUUUACCAGCCAGUCCAAAACACUCUUCCUGGAAUCCGGGUUAUACUCGGAGUCAGGUAUAGGAAACCGUGAAGAUGCACAUGAAGGCUCCCAGGCUUCACACUUUGCCCGAGAAUACGGGAAGAAGAACCCAGAUAAUUCCACUGGUAAAAACCAGGCAGCAACGAACGCAGCCGAAAUGGCUAACAUUAAUACCAUACUUUCCUACCUGAGGUGCUACCCGGAGCGUCAAAUGGAUUCUUACCACAUAGGAUGUGGACUUCGCCGCCGGCUUCUUCCUCUUCUGGAUUAUAUCGGUAAAUUAUGUAUCAUGGGCAAACCAUCCAAGACACCACGCUUUGGGCAAAUUGGCCUAUGCAAAAAUCACAACCUUUUUGAUAAUGGUGGCCCCGAUUCAUGGAGCAACAACCAGACCCGGGAAGGGAUGUCUGUUGUUGCAAGCGCUCACUCACCGGUUUCCGUUAAAUAUCACGGUAUAAACGCAUCAGUUGCCUUUAGAAAGCGCUUUAAGUCUCGACCGACCGUUUUAUGCAACUGUGAACGGUUCACAUUGGAGGCAAGGGGUUUCUUUACAGCCAAGAAUCGGCGCUGGGAAUGCUAG
Molecule: messenger RNA, 1611 nt
Organism: Trichophyton verrucosum HKI 0517
Lineage: Eukaryota; Fungi; Ascomycota; Eurotiomycetes; Onygenales; Arthrodermataceae
Exons: 3
Coding region: 1-1611 (536 amino acids)
Source: RefSeq, a predicted model, not a curated record